Messenger RNA from Dioscorea cayenensis subsp. rotundata (Guinea yam), 752 nucleotides. RefSeq lists its product as uncharacterized. The transcript has 3 exons. The coding region runs from base 22 to 600 and encodes 192 amino acids. NCBI's taxonomy places the organism in Eukaryota, Viridiplantae, Streptophyta, Magnoliopsida, Dioscoreales, Dioscoreaceae. The record is from RefSeq and is a predicted model, not a curated record.
UUAAUAUUCAUUACCAAAGCCAUGGCUUCUUGGACUACCUUCUUGUGCUUGGCUUUAACUCUUCUUUUCUACACCCAAUCUUCUCUUGGGAUGAUUACUUGUGAAGAUCUUGAUAAAAACUCUUGUGCUUUUGCUGUUUCAUCUUCUGGAUAUCGAUGUGUUCUUGAGAUGAAAUUAAAGAGGAGUGGGUAUGUUGAGCUUUUCUGUAGAACAUCAGACAUUGAGGCUGAAAAAGUGAAGAACUAUGUUGAGAAUGAUGAGUGUAUUAAGGCAUGUGGACUAGAUAGAAACACAGUAGGAAUCUCUUCAGAUUCUUUGUUGGAUUCUAGAUUCACUCAGAAGCUUUGCUCACCUGAUUGUUAUAAUACUUGCUCAAAUAUUGUUGAUCUCUACUUCAAUCUUGCAGCUGGUGAAGGUGCAUUUCUCCCAAAAUUAUGCGAGGUUCAAGAAACUAGUGUUCGUCGGGGAAUAGCAGAGAUUCGAAGCUCCGGCAUAGAAGCUGCAGGGCCAGUGUCUGUGUCUGGAAGAUCAGUUGCAUGGGCUCCUUCUACUCUUAUUAAGGAAGGUCUUGCUAGUGAACCUGCAGAGCCACCAUGCUAAUUUUUAUCACUUUAAAUUUCAACUUCUCUUCAAAGUUUGCUUGGUGUGCUGUUGUUGAUCUUGAUCUAUCUAUCUGUUUGUGUAUCUGUAAGAGUUGGUAAACUUUGAAAUUUUAUUAUAUGCAGUGGAUUAUAUAAAAUGUUACUUGAUUA